GAAAGAAGAAAAAAUCUGGACACAGAUAUCUUAUCAUAUUAGAAAAGCUCUGUUAAAUUGUUUCUUUGGCGGUGAAUGGAGCUCUCCGCUGUUUGUUCGCGAAGCUUUGGAGGAGAUGGGCAUGCUGGCUUGCCUUCUGAUCGUAUUGGAGUUCGUGCAAAAGUGAUCUAUGCUGCUGCUCCCGCAAUGGGUCAUAAUCAGGUUGUGCCUCUAAUGCAUCAUGUUCAUUUCCUGCUUCCAAGCAAAUUGUUUGGAAGAGAAUGUGUUCCUCUUUGGACCGGAUGUGGUUUGGGACGACUUCCUGAAAGGGCAAGAGCUGGAUGCUGCUAUGCUGUAUCAUUAGGAAUUGGAGAUGCUGAAGUUUCUACUUCUGAAUUUGAAGAUUUUUCUGUUACCACGAGCGGUGUCAAUGGUUCUAACAAAUUGAAGAUAAGUGUUAAUGUCUCGGGUGCCAAAACUGAAGAGAUCUUUGGCAAGGUGUUUUCAAGAAUGGUUGAAGAUGCUCAACCUAUUCCAGGGUUUCGAAGAGUAAAAGGAGGAAAAACUCCCAAUGUAAGUUUCCUUAGUCUUUAUCUGUUUUGCUAUUGUUCUACAUUUAUGAAUAACAUCAAUGGAAAAAUAUAUUAAGCAUGACCCCAGGACUUGAUCUGAUAGGAGUUUGAACAGAAAUUCAUUGUCCAUUUUCUCUCCAUUUUCCCGAGUUUCGAAGUCUGCAGUCGCUCGUAAUGGUCGGCCCCAG
Messenger RNA from Nicotiana tabacum (common tobacco), 739 nucleotides. The record is from RefSeq and is a predicted model, not a curated record. NCBI's taxonomy places the organism in Eukaryota, Viridiplantae, Streptophyta, Magnoliopsida, Solanales, Solanaceae.